UCCGAAAUGUUAUCGAUUGAUGGUAUCUUGAACAAGACGAACAGCAACAAUGACAACAGUACGGUGGAAAAAGAAUCCAAUGAAAAUUCAAUCACUCAGGACAAGGGCAAAUACAUUCAAAAAGCUCAUGAUCUUGUCAGGGGUCCUUCACUCGAUAUCAAACACAGCAACAACCAAGUCCAACAUGAUACACCAAUCAACCCCAUUAGCUUAAUUGAAAGUGAUGACGAAUAUGGCACUGGAACCGACAAUGAUAUGGAUAUCGCUGAUUACAUUGACCACGCCUUGUACGAUUCUGACAAUGAGAAAAGUGCAAAACAGCAACAACAAUCACCCAAUGCACCCGACAAUACUACUCAUUUAGAGAAUGGAUUCAAGAACAAAGGAAGGGGUUCACCAUUAUCAUUGGCGGAUAAUCUCGAACAACAACAACAACCAGAUAGAAUGUCAUUCUUGAAUUAUAGUGAUGGAGGAACAAUAUUCGAUUCACCACAAUCCAGUUCAGCCACCUUUCCAAUCACUUAUAACAACGAUGACAACGAUAACAACGAUAACAACAACAACGACAAUAACAACGAUAACAGCAACAAUAGCAACGCUAGUAAUAACAACAACAACGAAAAUGGUAUCUAUAAUGGUGACGACAGCAAUGCUAAACAAGUCGAUGACAACAAGAAUGACAAGGACGACAGUAGCAGCAGCCACGACAACAAAACCACUAGUAGUUCAUCUCAAUUCAUCUAUCAUUCUCCCAAUAGUACAGUGGCGACUUCCUUACUUGAAGACAAUAACUCAUUGACGGCAUAUACUGAAGCAACAGAUAAAGCGACAAAAAGCAUUUUACAGACGAAAAGAACACCAGAAGAACAAGAUGAUGACAAUUAUAAGCAAAAAAAGACUAGGAAACGAUCUACAUCAACCAACUCACCAACACCGGAUAUCCCAGUAGGUCCUCUUUCUGGAAGUAGUCAAGGGGCGAUGGUAUUGAAUUAUUAUCAGGACGAUGAUACUGAGGACGGAGACGAUGAUGAUAUGGAACCUAAAUAUGAAGUGGAGGCUAUUCGUGGACACAAAAUCUACCGGAAUCGUGUGAUCAGAUACAUAGUGAAAUGGAAAGGAUACCCUGAUAGUGAAAAUACAAUGGAACCAGCCAACUCAUUCCAUGAAGAUUGUACAGAUUUAUGUUUACGAUAUUGGAGCUCACUUCCAGCAUCAAAACCUCGACCUGUCAAUAUUCCUCGUGACCCGUCAGCAGUUUCUAUCCUCUCAUCCGAUGAAGAAGACAGAUCUGAAGCACCGAAACAACAAAGAACUCCAAAGACAUCAAGACGGAAAUCAGCAACGCCAAUACCCAAAUCUCCAGCAGCAUCUCGAAGAUCCGUUACACCCCGAUCCACCUCAUCAACAUCAUCAACAUUAUCAAAAUUAGCAGCAAAAACGACGAAAUAUGCAAGAAAAACGAAAAGAACCCGUACAUCCAAUAAAGCAAUAUCAUUGGAUGAUGAUCAUGAUGGUGAAGAUGAUUAUGGUGACAAUCCUAAUGAAUCGUGUAAUGACAAGAAGGUGACGAAACAUGAUGAUGUAUGGACGAAAAAUGCACUUGGAGAUGAUGACGAUAUGUAUGACAUGGGAAAUACAUACAGUGACGAUGUAAACGAAAAUGAGUAUGAAAAUGAUCAUUCUGAUGACGGUUAUUUUGAACCAGACGACAAGAAAUCAAGACUUGAAAAAAAGAACAGCAAAAAACCUUUGACGAUUGAACAAAACAAUCGUAUCCGUAGAAAUAGCAGCAGCAAUAACAGCAAAAAGAACGAGGAUGACAUCUUUUUUCAAUUGGCCAAAAAGAAACGAUUAGUUCAAAAGCAUGUUGCAACCAAUUAUAGUGAUAAUGGAUAUGAUCUUGCAUAUACCGCAGCGUCUCGUGAAUUACUAACACAUGUGGAUUGGCAUGAUGAAGCUUUUACUAUUCGAAACGUUUUACGAGCAAAAGGAUUUCCUAGUCAAAAAUUGGUUUAUUUGGAAUGGUCCAAUGGAUUGAAAACUGCACAUAUGAUAGAUGAAAUACGCGAAAGAUCUCCUAAAAAGUUAUGUUUAUUCUUUGAAGAAAGAAUAAAAUAUUAUUGAUAUUAUUUGUUUAUUUUAAAUUAGUGAAAUUAGCUAUAUAGAUAUUUAUUAUCUUUAUGUGUAUAUGACAUGUCAAUAAAGAAACCUUCUUUUAUAUAUAUAUAUA
This is a messenger RNA of Halteromyces radiatus, 2230 nucleotides long. RefSeq lists its product as uncharacterized. Gene Ontology annotation, biological process: chromatin organization; negative regulation of transcription by RNA polymerase II. The record is from RefSeq and is a predicted model, not a curated record. Gene Ontology annotation, molecular function: chromatin binding. The transcript is spliced from 5 exons. Lineage: Eukaryota; Fungi; Mucoromycota; Mucoromycetes; Mucorales; Cunninghamellaceae. Gene Ontology annotation, cellular component: pericentric heterochromatin. Bases 7 to 2124 code for a protein of 705 amino acids.